AUGGUUAUGGGAAUCCUAAAGUUAUCCCCCACUGCCAUUCUGGACAGGGAUUCUGCGAACAAGAAUAUAGUGCAUUUGGCAGUUGAAAAUAGGCGAACCAAACUGUAUGAGAAAUUAGCCAAGAAGAUCAGUAUCUACGAAGGUGCAUUUCGAGCUGUUGACAAUAGAGGGAACAGUGUGUUGCAUCUUGCUGCAACUUUAGGUGAUCAUCGGAGUUUUCCAUUUGGAACACUGCAAAUGCAGUGGGAAAUCAAGUGGUACUACGUGAAGGAUUCUGUACCACGAGAUUUCUUUAUCAGUCGCAACAAUGAAAACAGGACAGCAAAGGAGAUGUUCAAAAAGUCACACGAAGUAUUGGUAAAAGAAGGAGGCAAAUGGCUAAUCAGCACCUCCAAUUCAUGCUCUGUUGUGGCAACAGUUGUGACAACCGUGGCCUUUGCCACAACAGCUACCAUACCGGGCGGGAUGAAGGAAGACAACAGCACACCAAACCUCGAGCAUGAUCCGGGCUUCCUUGUCUUUGCCAUCUCAUCUCUAAUUGCUCUCUCAUUUUCUAUCACCUCUGUGAUCGCAUUUCUGGCCAUUCUUACCCCAAGACACAGCCCAAAGGAUUUUGAAAGACAGUUGCCAAAAAAGCUCUUGUACGCCCUAACAUUUCUUUUUAUAUCGUUAGCGGCCAUGUUGGUUAGUUUCUGUGCAGGCCACUUCUUUCUGGUGAGGGAUGACUUGCACCGUAAAGCAUUUCUGGUGUAUGGAGUAGUAUGUCUGCCAGUAGCUUAUUUUGCUAUGAAGCAGUUUCCCUUCUACAUUGAUCUUGUACUUGAUACCUUUAGGACGGUGCCGCGACAUAUGCCUAGCUAG
This is a messenger RNA of Vitis vinifera (wine grape), 861 nucleotides long. RefSeq lists its product as uncharacterized. Bases 1 to 861 code for a protein of 286 amino acids. The record is from RefSeq and is a predicted model, not a curated record. The transcript has 2 exons. NCBI's taxonomy places the organism in Eukaryota, Viridiplantae, Streptophyta, Magnoliopsida, Vitales, Vitaceae.